AUGCUGCCCGGGAAAGUCAAAUGGACCACGGGCAUUAGUUUCUUGGGACAGAUCGGUGCAAAGAGCCUGUUACGCGCUGCAGACACGACGAGUAAUUUUAGGAAGGGAUCGGGACGCCCCUUGCUUCCGCCACGCCGUCGGUUGACCAACGACAUUCCCCCGCUACUUACGCCGCCAACUCCGCGAAUAAAUACGAUCGAGUUGCCGUUGCUUUCGGUGAUCACCAUCUUCGCCAGUCUGGGUCUGUGGCUUUUGACAGGCGAACAUGACCGAGUGAAGGCGGAGUCAAUGAUAAGCAUGAAGGAGUUUAUGUACGACUACUUGCGCCGCGGCAAGGUGGAUCGAUUACAGGUCAUAGGCCAGGAUCAUGUGCGGGUGGUAUUAAAGGAUGAGCAGCCCUUCGACUUGAAUGGCUGCAUUGACGGCGUAGUGAAGGCGAUCGAGGUGCUGGGGGGCAAGGCGGCCGAUGCCCUUGGUAUGAAGCUUUCCUCUGGUGGCACCCGCGACGGGGAUGGUGGUCCUAAGGCGAGUGUGCGAGAACAAGGGGAGCGGCGGAAGAGCUUGCGCCGCGCGCUGUACGGACACUUGGUGCGACUGGUGAGGGCGGAAGACUUUGCGGAAGACAAGCGGUUCGUACGUUUCAAGGUGGGCGACUUGAAUCAGCUGGAGACGCUGUUGCGGUUGUAUACGAGUAAGAUCCCGCCGGUCUAUUACCUGGAUUGCAAGGACCGGAUCCAGACGUUACGGAACGUGUUACCUUCGGUGGCGUUGGCGGCCAUGUCCUUUGUGCGCGUGCGUCGGAGUCAGCCGGAGACGUUGGCGCGCCUCCACAGAGAUUAUUACGACCGAGCGAACGCACCCACUCAGACGCAGUUGCCAGAUAACUUGCUCAAGUUCGGGCAAGCGCAGCAUAAGCCUCCGGGUGAGGUGCCAAACGUACGUUUUAGUGACGUGGCAGGGUUGGAACAAGCCAAGUUGGAGGUGCAAGAGUUUGUGGACUUUCUAAAACACCCGGAGAAGUACACGAGUUUAGGAGCGCAGAUUCCCAAAGGCGCGUUGCUGGUGGGUCCGCCGGGUACGGGUAAGACCUUGUUAGCGCGGGCUAUUGCAGGUGAGGCAGGUGUGCCCUUUUACUCAACCUCGGGUUCGGACUUUAUUGAGAUGUUUGUGGGAGUUGGUGCUUCAAGGAUUCGUGACUUGUUUGCUAAGGCGCGCAAAAAUGCGCCAGCUAUUGUGUUUAUCGACGAGAUUGACACCAUCGGACGAGCGAGGGCUGGUGCGAAUCACUUGGGCAAUGGUGGCACGGAUGAGCGCGAGUCGACAUUGAACGCGUUGCUUGUUGAGCUGGACGGCUUUAGCGCAAAUGCGAACGUGAUUACGUUGGCAGGAACGAACCGUGGCGAUGUGCUGGAUCGGGCACUUACAAGGCCGGGACGUUUCGAUCGGCAGAUAGCGUUGGCUAAGCCGUCUAUCAAGGAGCGGUUGGCUAUUUUCGAGAUAUACUUGCGUCCACUCAAGUUGGAAGAUGGGAUGCGGGGUGUAGCGCAACGUCUGGCUGCUCUGACACCUGGGUUUUCGGGUGCGGAAAUCAAGAACGUCUGUAACGAGGGUGCGAUUUUGGCAGCACGUCGUGACGCAGACAGUGUGGCUCUAGGGGAUUUGGAACAGGCGGUGGAGAGGUUGGUGGGAGGAUUGCGACAUACUGGGGAUGUGCUGAGUCCGGAAUUACGUGCACAGGUCGCUUUACAUGAGGCUGGUCAUGCCGUGGCCGCCUGGUUUUUGCCUGAGGCAGAUCCGGUGUUGAAGCUGUCGGUAGUACCGCGAGCUAGCGGUGCACUGGGCUACACACAGACGCUCCCAGAUGACCUGCUUCUUUCUAAAAAGGAAACGCUUGAAGACAAAAUUUGCACACUCCUCGCUGGACGAGCCGCCGAACACCUUUUCUCACAAACCGUGACCACUGGAGCUUCCGAUGAUCUCGAACGCGCCACCAAGCUGUGCCAAGCCUACGUACAAGUCUUCGGCUUCGACCGAGUACUCGGAUUACGCUCGUACCAACAAAACGAACAAAGUUUACACACCACCUACUCUGACGCUACGGCCAAACAAAUCGACGACCGAGUUAGCCAACUCUUACGCUACCAGUGGACGCGCUGCCUGGACCUACUCACCAGCAAACAGCGAGAAGUGCGACAACUUGCUGACACUCUCCUAGAACAUGAAGUUAUUUCAUUCAAUGACAUGGUAAGAUACUUACGGGUGAUAAGAUACCCACGGGGAGAGGUGGGGGGUGAUAAGAUAUCCACGGGGAUGGGAUUUGACGGUUGUGGUUCUAGGUCGGCAUUCUGGGUCCAACGGGCAAGAAAGUGUCGCCGCAGACGCGUGAGUUUGUGGAGGCCUUGCCCUGUAGCUAGUUAG
Molecule: messenger RNA, 2418 nt
Organism: Gregarina niphandrodes
Lineage: Eukaryota; Apicomplexa; Conoidasida; Eugregarinorida; Gregarinidae
Product: ATP-dependent metalloprotease
Exons: 1
Coding region: 1-2418 (805 amino acids)
Biological process (GO): protein-containing complex assembly; mitochondrial protein processing
Cellular component (GO): m-AAA complex
Molecular function (GO): ATP binding; ATP hydrolysis activity; metalloendopeptidase activity
Source: RefSeq, a predicted model, not a curated record